Messenger RNA from Tachyglossus aculeatus (Australian echidna), 2417 nucleotides. RefSeq names its product decapping mRNA 1A (gene DCP1A). NCBI's taxonomy places the organism in Eukaryota, Metazoa, Chordata, Mammalia, Monotremata, Tachyglossidae. Gene Ontology annotation, molecular function: enzyme activator activity; mRNA binding. The transcript has 11 exons. The coding region runs from base 179 to 1240 and encodes 353 amino acids. The record is from RefSeq and is a predicted model, not a curated record. Gene Ontology annotation, cellular component: P-body. Gene Ontology annotation, biological process: deadenylation-independent decapping of nuclear-transcribed mRNA; deadenylation-dependent decapping of nuclear-transcribed mRNA; positive regulation of catalytic activity.
GGUUGGCUGUUGCUGCUGCUCUUACGGCAGUUGUGGCCCGCCAUUACAGUGAAACUAUCUAUUCCCUGUGGAAAAGGUCGUACCUAAGUACUGUUCCUGAGUGCUCAUCCUCAUACUGGUACUGUGACUGCUGCUGCUGCUGCUGCUACUUUGAGAGGGUGCCGAAGAAGAAAAGAAAAUGGCAGAAGCUUUCCCGGAAUCUGCUGGAUUUCUGCAGGAUAAGCCUCCUAUGACGCCAGUGAAAACUGACAACGCACGAUCAAUUCGCAAGAAGUCAAGAAGGAGGAAUCGCAAACCCAAAACAAAUUCACCGGAACAGGAUAUUAACCUGGAGGCCCUGAAGCUACAUGACCCCAACAUCAUCGACAUUACUGACUUCACGGGCCAAGUCGUGCUCUACACCUUCAUCCAGGACAUGCAACAGUGGGAGAAGACAAGCAAUGGUGGAACCUUAUUUGUCUACAAAAGGUCAAAGUCUCCUUGUUAUGGUUUUACAAUUGCGACUCAACCGGACAUUUUCUGUCUAUUGGAACAAGUGAACAAAGAUUUGGAAUUUCAACUUGAUGAACCAUGUAUUCUUUAUAGAAAUUCAAAAAAGUCAAUUUACAAUAUCUAUUUUGAGGACAAGAGGGACUGUAUGCGCAUUGCACACUUCAUGUUUGAAGCUGUGCGACAGGAAACUCGACUGUACCACCAACUUAUUCGUGCCGGACAACUUGCCAGCCAAGAUCCUGAUGAUGAUGAAAGUCAACAUGUUGAUGUCCUGGAAAUGCUGGUUAAAGCCCGGGAAGAAUAUGAACGAAAACAUUCUCCUGGCUUGAGCAGCUUGAGCCCCCAGUCAAACCCAAGAGUCCCAGAAGAUGGUCCUCUCCCAGAACCAAGAAACCUAAGGUCUUCAGUAAAAGUGCUUCCAGUGGUUCCCAGACUUCCAGACAGGCAGGUUCACCUUCCCCAGUUGGUUACCCAGCAACCAAGUCCAAUGCCUCCUCCGAUCCUUUGGUCUCCUCAUGUUUUCCAGUCGCCACCCUCAGAGUACCCUCUGCUCCAGAGUCAUGCCAGCUCCCCUGCUCCAGAAGCUGCUUUACCACCUAUCCGGACGUAUCGUCCCAUCAUUCUCAACAAGUCUGAGCUCCAAGAUACACUGAUUUAUCUAUUAAGGAAUGAUUCCAGCUUUCUCAACACGCUGCAUGAUGUCUACCUGCAAAUUCUGUCCAAGAGUCUGAGUGAUGUCAAAUUGUAAUUGGAUCUAAAUGAUAUUGAAAGUAUACCCAUGUCAAAAGCCAAUGUGCCUCCCUCAGUAACAUUUUUUUCAUGUUUUAAGGCAAUUCUUUGUUUUCAAAGUUUUGAAAUGGAAUCUUAAUGUUUUGAGUAAUAGUCUCAGAAAUACAUUUCACUGUGAAGCUUCACCAGCAAAUAUUUGUUUUAAUGAAAAAGUGAACAUUUGUGUUGAAUUUCAUUUGUAUCUGCAUGAAGAAGGUAUGCAAGAUGCAGUUUUAAUUUCUCAUUUUCAAUAGUUCAGGAAAGUAAAUGAGGAAAACCUGUUCCCUCCUGGAAGGAAAUUGCUUACUGUUGCUAAGAGAAAAAGUGGUCAUUUACUUCCAAGAGAGACAAAUUUUAUUCAUUGUGAACCUUAGCAUUUGACCCAAUAUUUGUACUCUGAUCAAAAUUUAUCUGUGUGCAAAAACAGCUUCCAGUUUUUGAACAUCAAGGCUUGAGCUGGAAAGCAAUCCGAGACUCAGAACUCCAAGUUCUGACAGCUCAUGGUAAGAAUUGAGUUUAGGGCUACAAAAUUGUUUUCCCCAUUCCAUCGCAAAGCCUGUUUUGUAGCAUGCCACAUUUUGCAGCAUUCUGCCUGGCACCCAACUCUAGGCGAAGCCCAGUUUGGUUAAAGCCAAAACUCUGUUAGGUGAGGGGGAAAUAUGUUUCUUUUCAUAGGUGAAGGGUACUGCAGCAUAAUCUAAUGCUUUUUCUCCUAUGUAAAAAAGUAAAAGUUAAAGUAAAAAAAAAAUAAAAAGUGUAAGGUUAAAAAAAGUUUUAAAAAAGAAAAAGUUUAAAAAAAUUGUGUUCCUUGACACUUUAACAAAAGGCCAGUGGAAUAAUACCUCCUAUUUGUUCUACAUUCCACAGUUGUGCUGAUAGGUAUGUAUUUCAAGCCAUGCAGAAAAGGAUUAGUUUGUUAUCCUUUUCCCUCAUUUGUUAGUGUCAUUGUUCAGAAAUUUGAAAGUCUACAUUAAGUUUUGCCGGUUUGCUCAUUAGGUUAAUAUUUCUCCAUUUCCAGACAGAAGUGGGGAAAUGAUGUGCUGCAACCUUUUGUGAUUUGUUUAUUAUUUUAGGACUUAUUGUGUUAAGUAUUGUUUUUAGUUAAAAUAAUUUCUAUUUAUUUUAUAUAUUAUCUUGUGAUAUUUAGCCCAUUGAGA